This is a messenger RNA of Xyrauchen texanus (razorback sucker), 2380 nucleotides long. RefSeq names its product LETM1 domain containing 1 (gene letmd1). The record is from RefSeq and is a predicted model, not a curated record. Gene Ontology annotation, molecular function: ribosome binding. NCBI's taxonomy places the organism in Eukaryota, Metazoa, Chordata, Actinopteri, Cypriniformes, Catostomidae. The transcript has 9 exons. Gene Ontology annotation, biological process: intracellular monoatomic cation homeostasis. Gene Ontology annotation, cellular component: mitochondrial inner membrane. The coding region runs from base 37 to 1122 and encodes 361 amino acids.
CACGCCCACGCCGAACGGUCAACCGCUCAGUCCAAGAUGGCGGUGUCCUGGACAGGGGUAUGCCGUGGGGCUUCAUUGGUCGUACUAUAUGGAAUACGACCAGUCGGGGUCAAAGCAGGUCUCAGCACACCUAGUUUGGCGUUCAGACAAUCAAGUUUGUGGUUUGUUAGGCACUACUCGCCUUCACAAGCAAGGCACGGGAUUGGUCGAAGCAUCGUGUCCAGAUUCAAGUGGGUCAAUGAGAAAUAUGAGCGAUUCCUGCAGCGGCGCUUUCCUCGCUUUUAUGUUCUCUAUCACACCUUUAUGAGAGGGUUUCGGCUGUUGUUUCAAGAUGCUCAAGAAGUGAGAAGAAUCAAGACCCGAAUGCUCACCAAUAACAUAGACCACCUAACAUUGCCUUAUCGUGAGAUGGAGAAACUCAGGCAGUUCCGCAGGGACAUGAUCAAAGCCAUUCCCUUGGUCAUCAUAUCAAUACCUCCUUUUGCCAACUAUUUGGUCUUUAUCUUAAUGUACCUCUAUCCUCGGCAACUCCUGAUUCGGCACUUCUGGACCCCACAGCAGCUUGUGGAGUUUCAGGGAGUCUAUCAUACUCAGAGGGCACACCACCACUGGGCUAUAGUCAAAGGACUGGAGAGGACAGCAACUUCUGUCCAAGAUAGCCGACUUAAAAGCCGCCUUAUGGAGCUCUGUAGUAAGGUUCGAGGUGGUGUUCAUCCUGUGGUGUCUGAUGUCCAUGCAGUGAGAACAUUGUUCUCUGGACCUCCCUUAGGUGUCAGGAGAAUGUAUGCAGAUCAGAUGAGACAACUCUGUCCAUUGCUCUUCCUGACGCCACGCCUCCCAACUUUCUUGAUUAGUCGACGCUUGAAUAGACACGCCUUAGAACUCAUGCAGCUUGACCGUGCCAUUGUUCGAUUAGGCUUGCACCAGUUAAAUGAUGUAGAGCUCAGAGAGGCAUGUUAUGUGAGAGGGUUGAAUCCAGACCGUCUGAGUCCGGGACAGUUCCGGGAAUGGCUCACACAGUGGUUGCAGUUCUCAACACAUCUCAAAGAGUCCGAGACCUCCCUCUAUCUGCACUGUAUGGUACUGCUCACCGUAAACUACCCCAAACACCCACGUCACUGACCUCAGAGAGCCACAUGACUUCUUUCCCUUGAUGGCAGUGACAGAAAAUAAUGAAAACCCCACCCAAGGGCAAAAUAACAUGGGAACAAACAUACUCUCAUGUGCAGAUCCAAGCAGCACGCCAUAAGACCAAAGCUUUUUCAUCAUGAGUCAUUUUGCUUUGUAACGGGUUAUAUUUUGUAGUGAAUAUUUCAGUUCCUGCAACAAAUCUUUUUUUAAGGGGCUGUCAUGCUUUAGACUUGUUUGGAUAUGUAUCCAAUUUUGUUUGCUUUGAGUGGUGAACCUAUAGGGGGAUAUUAUUGUGAAAGAUGGCAUCAGGAUCCUGGAAUUUGUGGAACCAUUCAAUUGUUCCUGAUUAGUGACAAAUAUAAAAAAGAAAAUCACAUUUAUACUGUGAAAGGCUAUUAUAACCACAUAUGAUAUGUUAUAUGUGCCAUAUGCAAACCAACUGGUCUUAUCUUGUGACGUAUUCAUUUGGAAAAAUUGAAGACACUAUUCUACUAGCAAUAGUUGCUUCAUCCAUUCACAUUUAUUCCCAUUUUAGCUUUAAAAAGUGCAAUAUCAAAGCUGUGCGCAACCAUUUUUUGACAGGAAUCUCUGAAACCAUUUAUACUUUGCCCUGACUGAAAGACAAGCACCAUCUUUCAUCUCAUUCAUUUUUCUGGGGUAGUAGUGGGAGUCGGUAUCGAGAUGUUUAAAAUAUCUAAAGCACCCCAGUUACUAAGAUCUGAGAUUUUGACAACUGGAAAGAUGUUUACAUUGCCUAUAUAGAGAUACUGCAAUUUUGGUGUAUUCUUUAAUAUAUUGUUACUCUAAAUUCUGUUAUGCAGCAUAUACACACUUUAAUUACAUUUAGUUUAUAGUACUUAACUACACAAGAACACUGCACCUUGUUAUAUAUAUAAAAAAAAUAUUGGUCGCUGUGCACAGGGCUGUUUGGUCAAAACAAUGUAGUUAGGUUAAUGCUUGGGUACAUGUAACUUGAGGUAAGAGACAUUUAAGAAAAUGUCCUGAAAUAAUGAUCAUCUUAUGCAGCCUUUAACAAGUGCUUUUUUUUUUUUCAUGAACACUGGGGCAAACGUGGUGCAAUAUGUGCCGUUUUCUUUUUAAGUUGCCAAUUGUGCUGCAAUGUUGAGAUAUUUUAUAUAAAUAUACAAUUCUUUUUGGUUCUGUGUUUACUCGUACUCUGAAACAAUAGGCAAUGCAGUAUGACAAGAUCUGAACUGACUUCUAUUAAAAGACUUCAGAAUGAAUGUUC